AUGCUUUGGUCCAGGCGCGUCCCAUCGCCGCAUCGCCCCAUCGUCCCACCGCCCCAUCGUCCCAUCGCCCCAUGUUCCCAUCGCCCCACCGCCACACCGUCCCAUCGCCCCAUCGCUCCACCAUCCCAUCGUCCCAUCGCUCCAUCGCCCCAUAUCCCCAUCGUCCCUUCGUCCUAUCUUCCCAUCGUCCUAUCCUCCCAUCGUCCCAAAGCCCCAUCGCCCAUUGCCCAUCGUCCCAACUUUCCAUCGUCCCAUCGUCCCAUCGCCCCAUGGUCCCAUCGCCCCACCGCCGCACCGUCCCAUCGCCUCAUCGCUCCACCGUCCCAUCGUCCCAUCUCUCCAUUGCCCCAUCGUCCCAUUGUCCCUUCGUCCCAUCUUCCCAUUGCCCCAUCGUCCCAAAGCCCCAUCGCCAUCGCCCCAUCGCCCCAUCACCCCAUCGUCCCAUUGCCCCAUCGUCCCAUCGCCCCAUCGCUCCACCGUCCCAUCGUCCCAUCGCUCCAUCGCCCCAUCGUCCCAUCGUCCCACCCUCCCAUCCCAAAGCCCCAUCUCCCCAUCGUCCCAACUUUCCAUCGCCCCAUCGUCCCAUGUUCCCAUCGCCCCACCGCCGCACCGUCCCACCGCCCCAUCGCUCCACCGUCCCAUGGCUCCAUCGCCCCAUCGUCCCUUCGUCCCAUCUUCCCACCGUCCCAUCCUCCCAAAACCCCAUCGCCCAUUGCCCAUCGUCCCAACUUUCCAUCGUCCCAUCGUCCCAAAGCCCCAUCGUCCCAAAGCCCCAUCGCCAUCGCCCAUCGUCCCAUCGUCCCAUCGCCCCAUCGUCCCAUGUUCCCAUCGCCCCACCGCCGCACCGUCCCAUCACCCCAUCGCUCCACCGUCCCAUCGUCCCAUCGCUCCAUCGCCCCAUCGUCCCAAAGCCCCAUCGCCAUCGCCCCAUCGUCCCAAAGCCCCAUCGCCAUCGCCCCAUCGCCCCACCGUCCCAUUGCCCCAUCGUCCCAAAGCCCCAUCGCCAUCGCCCAUCGUCCCACCGUCCCACCGCCCCAUCGCUCCACCGUCCCAUCGCCCCACCGCCCAUCGUCCCUUCGUCCCAUCGCCCCACCGCCACACCGUCCCACUGUCCCAUCGCCCCACCAUCCCAUCGCCCAUCGCUCCACCGUCCCACCGUCCCAUCGCCCCAUCGCUCCACCGUCCCAUCGCUCCAUCGUCCCUUCGUCCCAAAGCCCCAUCGCCCAUUGCCCAUCGUCCCAACUUUCCAUCGCCCCAUCGUCCCAUGUUCCCAUCGCCCCACCGCCGCACCAUCCCACCGUCCCAUCGUCCCAUGUUCCCAUCGCCCCACCGCCGCACCGUCCCAUCGCUCCACCGUCCCAUCGUCCCAUCGUCCCAUCGCUCCAUCGCCCCAUCGCCCCAUCAUCCAUCCCUUCGUCCCAUCUUCCCAUCGUCCCAAAGCCCCAUCGCCCCAUCGUCCCAAAGCCCCAUCGCCCAUUGCCCAUCGUCCCAUCGUCCCAAGUUUCCAUUGCCCCAUCGCCCCAUCGUCCCAAAGCCCCAUCGCCAUCGUCCCAUCGUCCCAUCGCCCCAUCGUCCCAUCGUCCCAUCGUCCCAUUGCCCCAUCGUCCCAAAGCCCCAUCGCCAUCGCCCAUCGUCCCAUCGUCCCAUCGCCCCAUCGCCCCAUCGCUCCAUCGCCCAUCGUUCCUUCGGUCCAUCGCCCAUCGUCCCAUCGUCCCAACGCCCAUCGUCCCAUCGCCCCAUCGUCCCAUCGUCCCAUCGUCCCACAGUCCCGUCGUCCCUUGA
Messenger RNA from Lynx canadensis (Canada lynx), 1782 nucleotides. Its product is annotated as proline-rich extensin-like protein EPR1. Bases 1 to 1782 code for a protein of 593 amino acids. The transcript has a single exon. The record is from RefSeq and is a predicted model, not a curated record. NCBI's taxonomy places the organism in Eukaryota, Metazoa, Chordata, Mammalia, Carnivora, Felidae.